CAGACAUGCAGGUACAAUCCAAGUUCACACUACAUGCGUUUCCAUUGCUUUUUUUCUGCAUCCAAAAUGAACAGAAAGUAGGUUAUAUGGUUGUCAAUGUCAUAGUUCACAUCAGUGCUUGCCAUUCCAGUGCAUUCCGGUUGCAGAAAAAAAAAUUAGAACAUGCUACAUUUUUCCUGCACAGACCUGUACUGGAACGCAUCAUAAGCGCACCAGAACAUACCAAAAACACACUGGAAUGCACAUGUCCCUAUUUGAAUUGAAGAAAAAGAGAGGGGGGGAGAACUGAAAUGCAUAAAAA
This is a messenger RNA of Staurois parvus, 301 nucleotides long. The record is from the annotation of a GenBank genome assembly. NCBI's taxonomy places the organism in Eukaryota, Metazoa, Chordata, Amphibia, Anura, Ranidae.